This is a messenger RNA of Diachasma alloeum, 1548 nucleotides long. RefSeq lists its product as uncharacterized. NCBI's taxonomy places the organism in Eukaryota, Metazoa, Arthropoda, Insecta, Hymenoptera, Braconidae. The transcript has a single exon. The record is from RefSeq and is a predicted model, not a curated record. Bases 1 to 1548 code for a protein of 515 amino acids.
AUGCGUGUUCUUCAUCAGCUCGUUGAGGAUGAAGGAUCGAACUAUCCUCUCGCUGUGGAACCGCUCAUGANGCUCAUGAAAGGACGAUAUGUUGACGAUAUCUGCGGGGGUGCUGACUCAGAUGAAGAGCUACUCAGGACCGCUCAUCAGGUGACACAGCUCUGUCGGUCAGGAGGCUUUCCGCUAGCCAAAUGGCACUCAAAUAGCCCAGCUCUACUCACAUCCCUUCAACCUGACAGCACCUCUCAAGAACAACGAUUCAUAGAGGACUCACUCACCAAAAUUCUAGGGGUUUCUUGGCAUCCCGGAACGGACACCUUCAAGUUCUCCGUCCCUCAGCCUGAGACCAGCUCAAUAACGAAGAGAAUCAUUUUAUCGGAAACGGCUCAACUCUUCGAUCCACUGGCUUUCCUAGCGCCAGUGGUCAUACGAGCGAAGAUAUUGCUCCAGGCUCUAUCGAUCGAGAAACUGGGAUGGGAUGAACCAGUUUCCCAGACAACUGCUCAACGAUGGAGCCAAUUCAGGGAGGAGCUCACACAGUUAUCGGAGAUCACCAUACCUCGGUGGCUUGGACUGCUCACGGAUUCCGUCGUCGAAGUACACGGUUUUUCCGACGCAUCACAAGUGGCGAUGUCAGCCGUGAUCUAUCUCAAGGUUCUCAACAAGGGAAAAUCACAACUCACAUUGGUUUGCUCAAAAACGAAGGUCGCACCGCUCAAACGGCUGACAAUCCCACGACUAGAACUCACUGCGGCUCUCCUCCUGGCCAAACUGACUAAGUACGUCAAGGACCAACUCAAUCUCACGAACGCCACCACCUAUCUCUGGACCGACUCAUCGGUCACGCUCACGUGGAUCAGCUCACACUCCUCAAGAUGGAAGGAGUUCAUGAAAAAUCGGGUGGCACUCAUCCAGGAGCUCACCCAGCAGGCUCAUUGGAGAUUGGUACCGUGCAAGGAGAAUCCUGCAGACUGUGCAUCUCGAGGUCUAUCUCAUAAGCUCUGGUGGAAAGGGCCACCAUGGCUUCAUCAAGACUGCUCUUCAUGGCCAACUCACGCUCUUGAAAAAGACCUCAGCGUAGACCUCGAGGAAAAGCCAGGAGUUCUCCUACAUGUAAAAGCUCAUCCAAUCGCGCUCUGGAAUCUCGUCGACAGAUUCUCAUCGUUCAACCGACUGCUCAGGGUCACAGCAAUCUGUCGACGAUUCAUAGCUCGGCUCAGGAAAACCCCCAACUCUUCUCUUCGAUACCCGCUCACUCUUGGUGAUCUUGAAGAGGCUCGCAUCCUCUGGAUCAAACUCACGCAGGCAGCUCACUUCAAGGAUCAACUCAGAGCGAUCUCACGAGGGGAAAGGUUCAGCAAAUCCCACCCCCUCACCAAGCUCACACCCUUCAUCGAUCGCCAAGGGGUAUUGAGGAUAGGAGGACGGCUCGAGUUUGCUCACAUAGGCCCGGAGAGCCGGAACCAAGUGAUUAUUCCGAAGGAAUCUCAACUGGCUGAGCUACCAGUACGCUCCUUCAUCCUCAAGUGCGUUAACUGCACUCGCUAA